AUGGCAGCCCACGUCCAACCAAAUCAGCCUCCCAGCUUUGUAGCGCCCAUUUCGACACCUGCGUACGGGGAUGGUGGUUGGGCGAGCAUCGUCUUCUCAACUACAAUCGCUGCAUCGCCCGUGGCAUGCUUGGAGAUCAUGCUAGACCCGACGACAUACCCGGUGUGGAAUAAAUGGGUCCCGCGCGUUACGAUCGACCGUGCGGCUUCAACUCCGGUCUCCGGCGUGCUGCCCCCACCGCUCUCGCACAUCGCAGCGAAGCAGGAUCAGCUCCUUCCCGGCACCAGGUUUCAUUUUGGGGUUCAUAUGAGUCCAGAGAGUGCUUCCUUCAACAAGACUGAGCUCGAGGUGACCGUUCUGGAGCAGUUCGACCGUGACGGACGGAAGGGUCUGCGGGUCGUGUGGAAGACGCCAGGCAGUCCGUGGUAUCUACGAGCUGAGCGGGUCCAAGAAUUCCUCGAAAGCGCUGACGGAGGUUGCGAAUAUACUAGCUACGAGACCUUCUUUGGGCCGGUGACCUGGUUGGUGAAGUUACUCGUCGGCAAGCAGCUGCAAGGAGGUCUUACUUUGUGGAAAGAUGGAUUGAAGGCGGAAGCUGAAGCCAGGACACAAAGCGCAACAAAGCUGUAG
Molecule: messenger RNA, 630 nt
Organism: Neoarthrinium moseri
Lineage: Eukaryota; Fungi; Ascomycota; Sordariomycetes; Amphisphaeriales; Apiosporaceae
Exons: 1
Coding region: 1-630 (209 amino acids)
Source: RefSeq, a predicted model, not a curated record